ACCAGCAGUGAUGGUGAUACAUGGCUGUAUAAGAGUUAGACAACUCCAUGUAUAUAAGCCUAAGCAUUAAUAAUAUUGUCGAUUGUCUUUUUCGUUGUUUGUAUUUGAUCAUUGAUGGAAUGCAUCAUAUCUAUGAUUUGAGUGUUUAUGCAAAUGAAUAUUGUUUAUAUAUAGACCUUACGGACCACCAUACUUAAGCUUGAUUUGUUUACAUAAAAGCGACAUGAGAACAAAUUGGAGAGAUUGCAAGGCUUGGAUUGACGCUGGACUUCCUUUGUCGACAACCAGCAAUGAAGCAUGCAAACUAUACGAUGCCUCCGUCACCCAGGCAAGUGGUAUGUACGAUGAACCAUCUGUGGGAGGCCUAGAAGAGAGUAUGAAGAAAAUGAUAGGGGCAGAUCCAAAAUUUGUAAUGGGCCAUGUGUUUGCAAACAAUCUAUGUUUGGGAGGACCAGAAAAACCUUUACACCUGAAUGCAGAACUGAAAACUAAAAUGGACACACUCAAUGCAUUGGUACAAGAAUCAAAAAUAACAGACAGAGAAAGAAAACAUGUAAAUGCUUUAAAUAUGUAUGCUCAAGGAAAACGUUACGAUGCUGUCAAACUAUGGGAAGAUAUUCUGGUUGACUACCCAACGGAUCUUCUGGCAUCUAGACAAGCUUUUCUUACGAUGAUUAACCUAGGGAUGCCUAAAGAAAACAAGGACAUAACUACGAGAGUACUUCCAAGUUACAAAAAAGACACACCUGGUUAUAGCAUAAUUCUGAGCUGGCAAGCAUUUUGUUUGGAAGAAAACAAUUUUUAUGAUCUUGCAGAGAAAACAGCAAAGCGGUGUCUUGAAAUGGAAAGACGUGAAACUUACGCAACCCAUGCCUUGUCACAUGUUUAUCUGAUGCAAGGUCAACACGAGAAAGGUAUAGAGUUCAUACUAUCAACAGAAAACGAUUGGAGUCGUGCAUGUUAUAUGGCCUGCCAUAACUACUGGCAUCUUAGUUUAGCGUACGCAGAAAAGGGUGAUUUCAGUGAAGCUCUUGGGAUAUUUGAUACACAGAUUGGGCCACGAACAAAAAAUUCAAAAAGCGACUUCAACCUGACUGAUGCAACUGGAUUAUUGUAUAGAUUGAAACUGGAAGGCGUAGAUGUUGGUAAUCGUUGGUCAGUAUUAGACGAAACUUGUGAUGUUCAUAUGUAUGGACAUGGACAAAUGUUCACUGAAGCAAACCUCCUUCUUUCAUGUUGUCAUAAUCAGGAUAAAAGUAAAAGAAACAAACUCCUUGAGUCUCUGAAACAGUACGGAAAGAAUGAUCCAGAAGACUGGGACAGUAAGAAGAUUGUAUCAGAAGUAGGGAUACCUUUGUGUGAGGGUAUCGUAGCCUUUGAAGAUGGCGAUUACAGUAAAGCUGUUGAAUUAUUGUAUCCUAUACGAUAUGAAAUAAUAAAGAUUGGCGGAAGUGAUGCACAGAGAGAUGUUUUCUAUCAAUUAUUGAUCCACUCCACAUUAAGGUCUCCUAAACAGGAACACAAUAGAUUAGGCAGAAUGCUACUAUCGGAGCGCAGAGUUGCAAAAGAAAGUGAUUCCUGGACCGAUAGAUUAAUGGCACAGUUUGUUACAAGUCAUAGUACAUGAUAAUGAUAUUCUUGACGAAUAUAUUUAUCCCAUUGUUACCGGUCAGGAAAUAAGAUUUGUUUAUUAUAUGAUGAUGGACAUAGGAAUGAUAAGCUGAUGAAGUCUCCGUCGUAAAUAUGAUAACUAGAACUGUUAAUUAUUAAUACCAACAUGUAUUGGUAAAUGACCAGAGGAACUUAAUGCUAUUACUUACAAUAAUAAUAUUCAAGAUUGAAA
Mytilus trossulus (common blue mussel) is the source of this 1843-nucleotide messenger RNA. Its product is annotated as tetratricopeptide repeat protein 38-like. The coding region runs from base 224 to 1627 and encodes 467 amino acids. The transcript has 14 exons. NCBI's taxonomy places the organism in Eukaryota, Metazoa, Mollusca, Bivalvia, Mytilida, Mytilidae. Gene Ontology annotation, molecular function: protein binding. The record is from RefSeq and is a predicted model, not a curated record.